AAUACUCUAAGUCAGUUAAAUAGAAGACAAGGCUUUACAAGACAAUACAAGGCAAUCUCACACAAAAAACAUAAAUACCCAAACACAAUGCACAAGAAAUUUCAAACUCUGCAAAACACUAAUCCAUCCAGCAUGAAGAAGACCAAUCCCAAGGAAAAGUUAUUUCCCAUUCGCCUUGGCUUUUAUAGGAACCCCAGCGAGUAUGCCGAUCGCACGACCAGCGAUCGCGAUUAUGGGUUGAAAAGUUCCAAGGGAUCUGGAACGCCAUUUCCGCAAAAAGCGAAGAAAUUAGAUACGGCGGCACUAACGGCAAAGUUGGAGACGGAUAGUCUGCUCCGAUCUGAAUUAAGCGACUUAUCGAUUGUCAUCUCCGAAAGAAAGGUGUCAGAACCACAAAUGGCAUCCAUAACUACAACCGAACCAACGUUUACGAUGAGGCGAAAGCUAUUUGACGAGGGCGAGUUCACCAUCUGCAAGGGUCGCAAAUUGUGCCAGGACUUCCAUCAUGUCGAAGAUGAAAACCAUACAGUUCACACAAUGCUGAAUGCCAAGGAUAACAUUCCCUAUAGCAAUUUCAUGGAUCUGAAGAAUUUCUGCAACCAGAACAACAUUAAAUUUUCCAAGGGUUUCGACGGUUAGCGUUCUACACUGUUGUCAUCGAAUUAGGAGCGGGAAUAAAGUGCAGGAGUCGGGAAUUCCAUCUUCGCAUCUCCAGCAUCACCAUUUCCACCAACUGUCCCUCUUGAAAGUGUCACUCACGGAGGAUAAAUGGUGCCAAGUGCAGCGGAAAAACCAGGAUGCUAGUGAGAGUGAAGGGCUUGUGAAGAGGCCCGACUGGGAGAUACCUGCUAAACACUUUUCCAACUGCAAAUAAUAUUCAAUUCAAUAAUACAAUAAUAAAGGGUUCCUAUCUUAUACAUGUGCAGUAAAAGGACACAAUUCUUGUACUAUAAUGACAAAUAA
Molecule: messenger RNA, 963 nt
Organism: Drosophila mauritiana
Lineage: Eukaryota; Metazoa; Arthropoda; Insecta; Diptera; Drosophilidae
Exons: 1
Coding region: 88-639 (183 amino acids)
Source: RefSeq, a predicted model, not a curated record